CCUGAAAGAUGAUAAAACGACGGCAACAAGCAAACCACCAAGUCACUUUCUUCAUUCCUCCCUCUUCACGCUUCUUCUUCUUCCUCUUCAUAUUCAUUCUUCCAUGGCCACCGUCUCCUCCUCCUCCCCCUCUUCUCCCUGGCCCAACCCUAAUCCCGAUUCCACGUCUCCCUCAGAUUCCCACUCCCACCACCGCGAUCGUGGAGACGACGCCGAGCCUCUCGAUUCCUUCUCCUCAAUGACUCUCAACUCCGAAGAUCCCAAUCACAACCCCGAUCCGAUUCAAACCCCUUCCUCUCCACCCGCGCCGGAUUCGCCGGCGACGCCUCCUCCAUCCCUCCUCCACCUCUCCUUCAACCAAGACCACGCCUGCUUCGCCGUCGGCACCUCCCGCGGCUUCCGCAUCCUCAACUGCGACCCCUUCCGCGAAAUCUUCCGCCGCGAUUUCGACCGCGGCGGCGGAGUCGCCGUCGUGGAGAUGCUCUUCCGAUGCAACAUCCUAGCCCUCGUGGGCGGCGGGCCCGACCCCCAGUACCCUCCCAGCAAGGUCAUGAUCUGGGACGAUCACCAGAGCCGGUGCAUCGGCGAGCUCUCCUUCAGGUCCGACGUUAGGUCCGUAAGGCUCAGGAGGGAUCGGAUCGUUGUCGUUCUUGAGCAGAAGAUCUUUGUCUACAACUUCGUGGACCUCAAGCUGAUGCAUCAGAUCGAGACGAUCGCGAAUCCUAAGGGGCUGUGCGCUGUCUCUCAGGGUGCUGGUGGCUCGAUGGUGUUGGUGUGCCCUGGCUUGCAGAAAGGGCAGGUGAGGAUCGAGCAUUAUGCUUCUAAGCGGACUAAGUUCGUCAUGGCUCAUGAUUCGAGGAUUGCUUGCUUCGCUCUCACGCAAGAUGGGGGUUUGUUGGCUACGGCUAGCUCUAAGGGGACUCUUGUUCGGGUGUUUAAUACUGUUGACGGCACCUUGCGCCAAGAGGUUAGGAGGGGUGCAGAUAGAGCGGAGAUAUAUAGCCUCGCUUUCUCUUCAAAUGCUGAAUGGCUAGCUGUCUCAAGCGACAAAGGAACUGUCCAUGUCUUUGGUCUCAAAGUCAACUCCGGCUCUCAAGUGAAAGAGACACCCCCAAUUGCAGCUGAACUUACCCGCUCUUCCUCAUCCCCAUCAUCCUCUCUGUCAUUAUUCAAAGGAGUGUUGCCGAAGUAUUUCAGCUCGGAAUGGUCGGUGGCUCAGUUCAGAUUGGUUGAAGGAACUCAGUACAUAGUCGCGUUUGGUCAUCAGAAGAACACUGUUGUUAUUCUUGGCAUGGAUGGGAGCUUCUACAGAUGCCAGUUUGAUCCAGUGAACGGGGGAGAAAUGUCUCAGCUUGAGUAUCACAACUGUCUAAAACCACCUUCUGUUUUCUAGAUGCAAUCUAUUUUCUUUAGUUCCUUCCUUGUCUAUCUCUGCUACUUAAAGUUGUGAGAGUUGGUGCAACCAUACGGUGUUAAUGUAUAUAGUUUGUGUGAAUAAUAAUAACACAAACGAUUUGUAUAUUUUGUAAAACCUUUGAUCUUUAACCAAAACUGAUUCGUAUAUA
This is a messenger RNA of Brassica oleracea var. oleracea, 1565 nucleotides long. Its product is annotated as autophagy-related protein 18a-like. Lineage: Eukaryota; Viridiplantae; Streptophyta; Magnoliopsida; Brassicales; Brassicaceae. Gene Ontology annotation, biological process: nucleophagy; protein localization to phagophore assembly site; autophagy of mitochondrion. Gene Ontology annotation, cellular component: cytosol; extrinsic component of membrane; phagophore assembly site membrane. The transcript has 4 exons. Gene Ontology annotation, molecular function: phosphatidylinositol-3,5-bisphosphate binding; protein binding; phosphatidylinositol-3-phosphate binding. Bases 104 to 1393 code for a protein of 429 amino acids. The record is from RefSeq and is a predicted model, not a curated record.